Molecule: messenger RNA, 1089 nt
Organism: Penicillium soppii
Lineage: Eukaryota; Fungi; Ascomycota; Eurotiomycetes; Eurotiales; Aspergillaceae
Product: WD40 repeat domain-containing protein
Exons: 4
Coding region: 1-1089 (362 amino acids)
Biological process (GO): Arp2/3 complex-mediated actin nucleation
Cellular component (GO): actin cytoskeleton; Arp2/3 protein complex
Molecular function (GO): actin filament binding
Source: RefSeq, a predicted model, not a curated record
AUGUCCACUCCUCAAGUUCACCAUCUGUUCCAUGCUCCAAUCGCAGACCACUCAUUCUCCACCGACAGGCAGACACUUGCUGUCGCUCGGGAGAACAAUGUAGAGCUAUAUCAACAAUCAGGCAGCAAGUUCGCGCUGAGCGAUGAACUCAAGGGCCACGAGAAGACCGUCACCAGUGUUGACAUUGCUCCUAACAGUGGCCGAAUCGUGACUUGCUCGCAGGACCGUAAUGCCUACGUCUGGGAAAAGACCCCCUCCGGCUGGAAGCCCACCCUCGUCCUUCUCCGAAUCAACCGUGCUGCAACAUUCGUGCGCUGGUCUCCCUCUGAGCAAAAGUUCGCUGUUGGCUCCGGUGCUAGAGUGAUCGCUGUCUGUUACUUCGAGGAGGAGAACGACUGGUGGAUCUCGAAGCACCUCAAGAAGCCUAUUCGUAGCACCAUUACAACCUUGGCAUGGCACCCGAACUCAGUCCUGCUGGCAGCUGGAUCCACCGAUUCCCAUGCCCGCGUCUUUUCUAGUUUCAUCAAGGGCAUUGACACCCGCCCGGAGCCUAGUGCUUGGGGUGAGCGUCUGCCUUUCAACACUAUUUGCGGUGAAUACUUGAAUGAUACUGCUGGUUGGAUUCAGGGUGUCGCUUUCUCACCCAGCGGCAAUGCCCUUGCCUUCACUGGACACGAUAGCAGCGUGACUAUCGUCUACCCCAGCGCCCCAGAGCAGCCCCCACGGGCGAUGUUGAACAUCUCUACGCGUCUGCUGCCUCUCAACAGCCUCAUCUGGAACGGUGAGACGGAGAUUAUUGCAGCUGGACAUGACUGCGAGCCUUUCCGCUUCCGCGGCGAUGAGAAUGGAUGGCAACUUGCUGGGUCUCUAGAGAAGAAGGCCGGUGAUGCUAGUGGUGCUCGCGAGGAAUCUGCUCUGAACAUGUUUCGACAGAUGGAUCUCAAGGGCCAGUCCUCAGCUGAUACAAAGCUCAAGUCCACCCACCAGAAUACAGUGAACACCAUUCGGGUUCAUGAAGAAACCAACGGAGGUGUCAGCUCUUUCAGCACAAGCGGUAUCGAUGGUCGUGUGGUAAUCUGGUCCACGUGA